AUGAAUUUAAAUCAAACAAAAAUUUAUAAUACCGAUCUUAAUAAUUUUGAGUAUGUGCCUGAAGAUUAUGAAGAAGAUACCGAGAGUACAAGUUUGGUUGUUGAGUCUGAAAGUAUUAUAACAGAAAGUGUUAUGACAGAUAAAUUUGACACUGAUAUAGAAUUGAAGCCAUUUCUUUUCAACUACACCAGCUUCGAUAAAGCAUGUGAAUUGGCAGAAGAAGAAGAAAGGGAAAAUUUCAAUAUUUUAAGAGAAAAUCACACUGAUGCUAAUGUAGACAGCAGUGACUUAGUAUCAUCUUUGACAUUCGAUUUUGAACCCGGAUUAGAUGAUGAAAGUGAAUACCUUUGUAAACAUUUACACAAGAAUGAUACAAAUGAUGGACUUCGAAUUUUGGGUCAUUGGAUCUUGCGCAUGGCUGAGACCGCUGAUGAGGAUCAUUUUCAGUAA
Messenger RNA from Racocetra persica, 450 nucleotides. The record is from the annotation of a GenBank genome assembly. Lineage: Eukaryota; Fungi; Glomeromycota; Glomeromycetes; Diversisporales; Gigasporaceae.